AUGGGGUCCACAGGUACCGAGGCCACUCAGGGACUGGACAGUGCUCCUUUAAAGUACCCGAUAGGAGGACACACUGAGAAAAUGUGGCAACGGCUCAAAGGGAUAUUACGAUGUUUGGUAAAGCAGUUGGAGAAAGGUGAUGUUAAUGUGGUUGAUCUAAAGAAGAAUAUUGAAUAUGCAGCGUCUGUGUUGGAAGCGGUAUAUAUUGAUGAAACAAGGAGGCUCUUGGACACAGAGGAUGAACUCUCAGAUAUCCAGUCCGAUUCAGUCCCAUUGGAAGUACGGGAUUGGUUGGCUUCUACCUUCACGAGGAAAAUGGGGAUGACGAAAAGGAGGCCGGAGGAAAAGCCCAAAUUUCGAAGCAUUGUGCAUGCAGUGCAAGCUGGGAUAUUUGUCGAAAGAAUGUAUCGGAGAACUUCUAACAUGGUUGGUUUGGCCUACCCAGCAGAAGUAAUAUCAACGUUUAAGGAUGUUGACAAAUGGUCAUUCGAUGUGUUUGCUCUCAAUGAAGCAAGUGGAGGGCACAGCCUCAAAUUCAUGAUGUACGAAUUGUUUACCAGAUAUGAUCUUUUGAGCCGUUUCAAGAUCCCUGUUCCCAGUCUCAUUUCAUUUGGGGAGGCUCUGGAAACCGGCUACAGUAAAUACAAAAACCCUUACCACAACUUAAUCCAUGCAGCGGAUGUCACACACACUGUGCAUUGCAUCAUGCUCCUGACUGGUAUCAUGCACUGGCUCACCGAACUGGAAAUAUUAGCAAUGAUCUUUGCAGCUGCAGUCCACGACUACGAACACAAUGGGACAACAAACAAUUUCCAUAUUCAGACCAGAUCGGACGUUGCCAUUUUGUACAACGAUCGCUCAGUUCUUGAAAACCAUCAUGUGAGUGCUGCUUACAGAAUAAUGCAAGAAGAAGAAAUGAACAUCCUGGUAAACUUAAGCAAAGAUGAAUGGAGGGAAUUGCGCAAUCUUGUCAUCGAGAUGGUCUUAUCGACGGACAUGUCCGGUCACUUCCAGCAAAUCAAAACAAUGCGGCAUACUCUUCAGCAGACCGAGGGGAUAGACAAAGCCAAAGCCAUGUCUCUGAUUCUACACGCAGCUGACAUAAGCCAUCCGGCAAAGUCCUGGGAACUGCACUACCGAUGGACCAUGGCGCUGAUGGAAGAAUUUUUUCGACAGGGAGACAAGGAGGCUGAACUAGGGCUACCAUUUUCUCCCCUCUGUGACCGUAAAUCCACCAUGGUGGCUCAGUCCCAAAUAGGUUUCAUCGAUUUCAUAGUGAAGCCAACAUUUUCUCUUCUUACUGACUCCAUGGAGAAAAUAGUUUUUCCUCUUAUAGAGGAAGCUUCCAAAUCAGAAAGCCCUCCCUUUGUGACAACACCCAGUGAGAAUAGCAUUGGAGUGAGCAGCACGGAUACACACAAAAGAACUGGGGUUCGAAGUGCUGUGUGCUACGGCGGGACUUGCUUGGAAAACUCUUUAGCGACUGUGGAUUUAACGAGCUUCAAAGACAACUUGGUUCUGAUCAUCCAAGAAAACAAAGACAGGUGGAAAGACUUAGCUGAAAAAGAAGAACUUGUGCAAAAGCUUGGUGGGCAGCAAAAAGGCCAGCCUAAAGACCAAUGCAGACAAGCCGCAGGCACGCCAUUAGAGGAGGUGGCCACCAGGACAUCAAAUGAGAAUAAGCAGGGAAGCGAUGACACAGCAUUGUCAAUAGACUCGUCCCCCACCUCCGUAGCCCUUCAAGUGAACUCUCUCCAUUCACCUCCCAAUGUACCUGGCUCUGAGGCCAUGUCUAAACUGUCUUCGAGUGCAAAAGAAAUUGCAGACGUACAGCAAGAAACACAGGCUGCUGCCCCCCUAAAUGGUAAUACCCCAUCACCAGGCGAGCCUAAAAUGUGUAAGAAUAAGGAAGAGCCAGUAAAAGCAUCAGCACAAAACCAGGCUGUGCUGCGCAACUAGAAGAUCUGCAUCUUCCUUGUUUUUUGCCCAUUCGAAAAUAAAAGGAUGAAUAAAACAGCACUAAAAACAUCUUCAUUUCCCACCAGGCUGUUAUCUUCCCUGCCAAAUCAUCCUUGGACCGUUUUAUCUAUACGCUGGAUUGAUGGAUACAAACGCCUGUCUUUUAGAAAACUACAAAGCCUUGAGUGGGUAACUCGAGGCGGUUAUAGGAGAGCUCAAGAUUUGGAGUUAUUUUCUUUCUCCUUCUGUUCUGCCAUCCUUAACUAAGCUGGAAUACAUUUUUCAGACAAAAAAAAGAAAGACGUUAUUUCGCUCGGUGAAACCAGCCACUACCGUUUUGCCAUGUACAAACGUGUGCCACUGAAAACUGAUUUAUACAGACUUAGAAGACUGCGCCGCGUCAGUAACAUAAUCUCCACUUGUAGAUGAGGGGAGAGGCACCCAUCUGACAUUUCUAAUCCAUAUUUUUUGCAGCCAUAUUAUGUUGUGCCAUUUAUACCCAAAUGUACAGUUUUUAAAAACUUUCUGGAAGGGUAGGGCGGGGGGGGGGGGAGAUUCAGGAAUCAGAGGAAGUCUCUUAACUGAGAAAUCCUGGCAUGAUUAAGACCUGUUUAAAACUACCAACGUAAUGGUACAUCCGUGCAAAUGAUAAGGUCACAGUGCAAGGGUGGGCCAUAGUUCAGUGGUCCAGCAUGGGCGCAGAGGUUCAGUUCCUGCCAACUCUAGUUAAAAGGAUUUGGGGUGGCAGACCUGCGAGAAACCUCCGUCUAACACUGGAAAACUUCUGCCCAUCACAAUAGAUGUGACCGGGCUGGAAGUGGUCUGAUUCUAUACAAGGCGGUUUCAUAAGUUCAAUAUCAGAUCUACUGUGGAACUAUAUCAUUUCUAUACUCAAGAGAACCACCACUGAUUCGGAUGCAUGGGUAUAACUUGCUUAAAACCAUCAGCAACAUGGUGCAUAGGAGGAUCAGAAGCCUGUCUGGCCACAUGAGGGCAUUACCAGGACAGGAAGUGAUGUCAGAGGAACUUGAGUGGCUCUGCACGGCUCUGUGGGUUUUCUCCGCCUCUUCUGGCCUUCCCUUUUUGAGCUGAGUAUGUUCCACACUAUCAGGGAUUGGUAUAAGAGAAUACCAAGAAGUCGUAAUGCACAUCAGUUGCCAUGAAAGCCAUAUAUGAGCUGUGCGUCUUAGGUAUGAAUUAUUUAAUUUAAGGGGGUGGGGGUGGGGAGGGUUGUGUGCACACACAGAGAAUGAAAACAAAAUGGAUUUUUAAAAAAACUUUUGUGAAUAAGGGCCACUGCUUGCAUUUAGCAUGGACUUUGUGUACCGUGCAGUAAA
This is a messenger RNA of Eublepharis macularius, 3296 nucleotides long. It is a transcript of the gene PDE1A, whose product is annotated as phosphodiesterase 1A. Gene Ontology annotation, biological process: signal transduction. Gene Ontology annotation, molecular function: 3',5'-cyclic-nucleotide phosphodiesterase activity. The record is from RefSeq and is a predicted model, not a curated record. NCBI's taxonomy places the organism in Eukaryota, Metazoa, Chordata, Lepidosauria, Squamata, Eublepharidae. The transcript has 16 exons. The coding region runs from base 1 to 1959 and encodes 652 amino acids.